AUGAAAGCCGGUGAGCGACGCCUCCUCGGGACCCAGGAGUGCGACCGCGGAGGCAGCCGCAGCUGGAGGAGGACGGGGGACAAGGAGACGCUCUCGCCCUCGGUGCUGGCCUCUGACGCAGGGAUCCAGGACACGGGAGCAACAGAUAAAUCUGCUUCAGGAAGAAAUGGUCAAGGCCAAGGCCAAUCUGCAUUAAAAGUCCUACAACAUCAGUUGGAAUCGUUUCAAGCCCUUCGAAAACAGACUUUGCAGAAUGUCAGCAUGGUUCAGUCUGAAAUCAGCGGAAUACUUAAUAAAAAUAUUGCUGAUAUGAAACGUCCUGAAUUUAAUCCAGACCCUUUACUUUUGACCAACGCGCCUGUCAGCGUUGCUAUGCCUAGAUGGUGUCAAGAAGCAUCACUUUUAAAGAACCAACUUAAUCUUGAUAAAAGUGCCACGCAGUGUCCAGAAACGAAUUCCAACAAGAUCUUUGGAGGCCCAGUUACAGAUGGAAAUGUUUCACAUCACAGUUUGUCAAAAUAUCAGUUAGCUGGAAAAGCUGAAGCCCCUGCCCAAACACUUCGAAAAACAGCUCUUCCAGCUUUUAAAAAUGACCAUGAAUUGAAUAAUUCUACUAGCGGCAUUUUUUCUCCAGAAACAGAAGCAAGAAUUGCCCUUAGUGAGAUUAAAGGCUAUGCUGGAUCUAACAUUUCCAUGGCAUCCCAUGCAGAUGAGGAUGACCAUGUUAUAGAGAGUGUGAGUUCUUCCUUCAGGGACAUGAAAGAGGAUAGUAAAAAGACUCCUAGGCAUGAACUUCCAUAUCCCUUUGAAGUUCAAAACACUUCCACUAGUUUGUAUGGUAAAGACAACGAUUCUGGUUACCUAUCAGAACAGGAUCCAACAGAAAAAGCAAUCAGUAUGUCAAGUGAGGAUUUUAAAUCCAAGAGGCCUUCCGAAUCGGAGGCUUCAGUAGACAAGCUGCUUAUUGCCACGGUUCCUUUUAAAGAAAACAAUCAGAUUGCAGCACAAUCAGAUACUGAAAGCAAGAACUGGAAUAAAGAUUUUUUUGUUAAAGGUAAAACGUUUGAGAAGUUGCAGCUAAAUUUCUUGCCCAAAACAGGAGAAGAUAUUCUGGAACACACAGAGGAGAGAAAAAAGGAGCAACAGCUGCAGCAGCUAGGCUCAAAGCAAGAGUUUAAAAAACACAAAGAUCUGGAAUACUGGGAUAUCGAUGCUGGAUUUGACAGCUACGGUAAAAAAAGUAGAUUGCUACAGAUGAUUCCAAGAGAGCCUGAAGCCUUGCAAAAAAAACUGAUGGAUCUCCAAAGUGAAAACUUCGAUCUCAAGAAACAAAUGAAGCCUCUGACUGGCAUUAUACAGUCUCUGACCGAGCAAAACUCAAAAUAUCAGAAGCAAAUUAAAGAUUUACAUGAUAAGAAAAGCAACAUUCAAGAGAGGCUAGUGAAAUCAGACAGAGAUUGCAAGGAAUGUAUUAAAGAAGUUAAAAACUUACUGAAGAAAUGCGAGGAGCUUCAAGAGCAGAAGAGAACUCUGGAAGAAAAACGGGAUCAGCUGUAUGCUCAAAACCAGCGAAUGAUGCGGAACAUGGAUAAUUUUCAGAGGAAGGAGCAGGAAGCCCAAGAAAGUCUGGCAGCUGUCACACAAGAAAAGGGUGAUCUCGUUGUAGCCUUAGGGAAUUUGGACAGUCAAAUUACACCACUUCAAGAAGAGCGUGACUUGUUAGCAGAAAAAGUAAGUCACCUCACAGAGGAAAAGAGUUUGCUUGAAAAGGAGCUUGAGGAAAAACAGAAGGAAAUACAGCAACUGAAAGAAAAUGAUAAGACCAGGAUGUCUGAGAUGGAAGCUGUCCGUGGGAUGACACAGUCACUUAAAGAGGAAAAGUUGAAACUUGAAAAGGCUUUGAAGGAGUCAACUGGCCUUAGAGAAGUCCUCCAGAAGGAGCUUGAGGAGGCCCAGAGAGAGAGAGCUAAUACUGAGGUAAAACUUCUGAACGAAUGUAAAAAUACAAGAACGGAAAGUGGAGUUUUAAAAACCAACUUGUCCAACAUGGAAAAAGAGUGUGAGAGGCUGACAGGGGUGGUAGGAGACAUGAAAGAAGACAACUGGGUUCUUAAAAAGGAACUGCUUGAAUACAAACAGGACAUUUCAGAAUACAAAGCUACAAUAAGAAAACUGAGCGAGGAACUCUUGCUGCUGGAAAAUGAAAUACGUACAAUGGAGAAUGAAAGAGAUAGGCUGAUGUUUGAAGUUAAUCGUCUCCAUAGGAAUAAUGGUAGCUUAAGAGACCAAGUCACAACUUUAUUUAAUGAACGCUAUAAGCCAAGGUACAAUUUGGGAAGCAAAAGGCCGGAUGGUGAUUCUGCACAACCCACUGAAAUUUGUGAAGAAAUGUCUAGUUUCCAGCAUAUUUCUGUAAAAUACAAUUCACCAGAAUGUGGCAGGAUUGCUGAGAUCCGAAGGAAACUGGAAGAGAAGCAGCAUCACAAGGAAAAGCGGCCCGGCAACUCCCGGCAGUGUUACGGCACCGUCUCAGUCAGCUGCACCACCUCUGUCAUCAAGGGGUCAAGCCUUCACACUGCUGUCAAGACGAAAUAUAGUACUCUCUGCCCGGCAACUUAG
Molecule: messenger RNA, 2619 nt
Organism: Euleptes europaea (tarantolino)
Lineage: Eukaryota; Metazoa; Chordata; Lepidosauria; Squamata; Sphaerodactylidae
Gene: CCDC110
Product: coiled-coil domain containing 110
Exons: 7
Coding region: 1-2619 (872 amino acids)
Biological process (GO): regulation of DNA-templated transcription
Source: RefSeq, a predicted model, not a curated record